Molecule: messenger RNA, 1348 nt
Organism: Cyphomyrmex costatus
Lineage: Eukaryota; Metazoa; Arthropoda; Insecta; Hymenoptera; Formicidae
Product: putative nuclease HARBI1
Exons: 3
Coding region: 608-1348 (246 amino acids)
Source: RefSeq, a predicted model, not a curated record
ACGUUAGAAUAAAAAUGACAUAUUUUUGGAGUAUUAAGUUUCUGACUUUAACAUUUACGCUCUCUACACUGUAUUCUCAUUAGCUUUGAAUUUCUUUCUUUGUUGUGUUUUUAACAUUUUUUAAAUAAAGUUUCUUAAUUCAUGUAUUUAGAUUUUUUUUACUUUAUAGUUAGACCAGGCAUUUAGAUUUCAUGUACUUUAUAGCUAAUAAUGGCAGAAGCUUAUUUGGCAUGGGAUUUGCUUAUUCUUCAAGAAAGAGCGAGGAGAAUUAUUAAUGGAAUAGAAAGAAGGUUAUUACGAGAUGCACAGAAUCCUUAUGAAUUACCCCAUGAUGUCUUUCUUAUGUACUUUAGAAUUAAUCAAGAACUUGCAAUGGAUCUCACAAACAUAUUAAGACCUCAUUUAGAGCGAGAACGUAUAUAUGGUUUAUCCCCAGAAAUACAAGUUUUAGUAACAAUAAAUUUUCUCGCUAAUGGCAGUUAUCAGACGCCUGUUGGAAAUCAUUACAAUUUUGUUAUCAGUCAGCCAUCUACAAGUCGUUGCAUACGUAAAGUGAUAUAUUUAAUAAAUAUAUAUACAUUUAUUGCGUCGAUGGAUAAAAUUCCCAAUGACAGCAGAAGAAAGAAUUGUUGCACGGAAUAAAUUUGUACAAGCUCCGCAACCAUUUCCUGGUGCAAUAGGAGCCAUAGAUUGUACUCACAUAAAUAUCAUUGCACCUCGUGUACACGAAGAAGCAUAUGUGAAUCAUCAUGGAAAUCAUUCCUUGAAUGUACAAGCCAUUGUUGAUCCAGAUUUAAAGAUAUUAAAUAUUAAUGCGCGAUAUCCUGGAGCUAGAAAUGAUGCAUACAUAUGGAAUGCUUCUCCAAUCAAACGUGCUAUGGAAUACCAUUAUAAUCAUGGUGAAAGAAGGACAUACUUAAUUGGUGACGCUGGAUAUCCACUUGAACCUUGGUUUAUGACACCAUUGCCACAUUAUCCUGAGUGGAGUCGACAAUAUCAGUAUAACGAAAAGUUGUGUAAAGCACGCAGCAUUGUUGAAAGAUUUUUCGGAGUAUUUAAAGCAGUAUGGAGAUAUCUAUCAUAUCAACGUGUACUGAUGUAUGCACCAGAUGUCGUAGGACAAAUAAUUAACGCAUGCGCUGUUUUGCACAACAUGCGUCUGCAUUACAGAUUAUUCAUGGAUAUUGAGGAAGAAAAUAUAAAUCUUAACAACGAACCUAUGAAUUUGAAUAAUUUGGAAGAAAGAAUGGAGGGCCACAGACAGCCUCGAGCCAUAGCACAACGCAUCCAGAAACAAAUUAUGUUAGAAUGGUUUCGCAAUUACCGCUGUGCUUGGGAUCAGGAUUAA